UGUCAGGUGAUGGACAGUCCCUUUAAAGGGAGUGUACUAGAGGGGAGUCUGCAGAUAUCUUCACACUUGCUCACCGAUUCCUCUGUUUGUCUGGUAAGGAAAAUUCACCUUUUAUUUACUAAUUCAUACAUUUCUUAAAAUGUUGAAGAUGCUUUCUCAGCUCAGCAGUUUUUUUGGAAUUAUACAAGACACUUGUGCUGUAUUUGAGUGAGCUGUUAAUGAUUUAAAUAUUGUUAUUUCAUGUAGUAUGACUUGCUUGCUAUGACAUGCAAAUUGACUUACAGUAUCAGUUUGCCAAUAUGAGUACAGUUGAGGGAAGAAAUGUCUGAAUAUUGCUAAAAUAAUGUUGGAUUUGGUCUGUUUAUCUAUAAUAUACACCAUCCAACAGUCGUCAUAUAUAAACAGGGAUAUGGGUAUGAUAGCGUUUAAUUGUUUAUCACUAAUUCACAUGACCACAUUACCAGUCUCCAGGCUGCACCCAUUAAAAGUAAUUGAGAGAGGUGAUAAGCAUUUCCUUAGGUGAUGCGUUGAGAUGGAAGUUCUGGCUCCUGGUCUUGGCUAAGUGUAUCCUGAGGGGAUCAUAAAGAUACCACGGUGUGUUCUACGAGUACUCCUGGACCCCAGGGUCAACACUAACUACAUGGAUUUAUAACGUGUUUAAAUUGAUGGAAUAUUACUCUCAUCAACAUAACAAUGCCCACGCCAUCUCAUGACUGAGAAUCUGAAACCUUCAUUAAUUAACGCACAUGUUUGUACGGGCUAUGUUUGUACUGGGACUCAGGCUACACUUUUGCAGGUUAAUUAUCCACACAUCUGCUGCUGGGGGAAGUAAGCUAAGGAUGUUUUUGAAACAGGACUGCAGAGGAGUCCUUGGUCUUUCCGGUCCUCAAAGGAGAUCUGUUGUAUUUGUUCUUGUGCUUUUGAAUCUAACCAUUAAGAAAACUGUGGGAGACCAACUCCUAACUUCCACAAAUGACCCCAAGAUGACUGAAGCUCAAACCACCCAACCCACCACAACCAUCAGCAAACUGUAUCCUAUAUGCACAACCAGGUCAAAGACUGAAAACAGCCAAACCAUUCACACCACCACUGUCCCUCCAGGAAGAGACUACUACAAUACAGACCGCAACAAAGAAGUCUUCCCUACAUCCCAGACUGGGGGAGAAUACACCAGAGCUCAAGAUUACAUCACAAACAUCUCUACACUCAAGACUGAGAGAAACGACACAGAAGAUGAUAUUAACGUCACCCAUUCUUUCAAGAAUGAGAUGGUGAAGUAUAGUGAUGUCAUACCAACAUCUCAGUCCAAUGGAAACCAUACUCAAGAUGGGGGCAAGGACUUUGAUGACCAAGGCUCCAUUGCCUCCGAUAUGACCCAAACUGAGAACUAUAAUAUCACCACAGAGCCUACCACUACAGCUACUGCAAGAUCCACAAUGGGAGGCAUGACUGUAAAUGCUGCUUUAACCAGAAAGAAGAUGAGGUCUUGUAAAAUAUUUAGCUGUAUCGGCAUAACAUGCUACAAACAUGUGAAGGUCAUGGAGGAGUUGUGUGAGGAGGGUAUGGACUUCUGUGAGCUCAAGAAAGCCUCAAGCCAGGUCACCUGGAAUACAUACGUGGCGGUGUGGAGUGCUGGAUGCGCCAGAGACUGCAGACAGAGCACUAAGUGUGGUCCCUUCAGCUCGUACCAAUGCCACAAUGAGUGUUGUGUGGCUGGGUCUGUCUCCUGUCUCAGACUGGAUGGUUCUCUCAACAUGCCUGUCAACUCUGCCUGCUGUGGCCUGGGGAGUCUCUCCCUCCUGGCUCUGAGUGUAACCUCUCUACUGGACAAUCUACUCAACACUUGCUAAUUUACUAACCUUCAUGUGACAUUAGACUCACUUUAGAAUGCAGAGAGUUUAGUAUGGAUCGACUAAAUGCAUAUUUCAGUUUUGUCAUAUCCACUGCUUGGGCGUCAUUAGUUCUUUCAUGUUUUCUUCAUCUGUGAAUGCAAGCUCUUGUGAAAAUAAAACUGUUUUCCAGCUU
This is a messenger RNA of Oncorhynchus tshawytscha (Chinook salmon), 2025 nucleotides long. RefSeq lists its product as uncharacterized. The record is from RefSeq and is a predicted model, not a curated record. Bases 747 to 1850 code for a protein of 367 amino acids. Lineage: Eukaryota; Metazoa; Chordata; Actinopteri; Salmoniformes; Salmonidae. The transcript is spliced from 5 exons.